UGAUUUAUAAUAAUCAGCUGUCAUCAACAAUACAGUUAGAUAAAAUUAAAUAAUUGUGGAAUGUCUGUCCAAAAAAAUAUAAAAAUGGGACAUGAUGUAGAAAUGGCACUUCCUCUGCAUCUUCAAAGACUAGAAAGAAGCUUGAAUAUUUAUCCAUUUUUGACAAGAAAGGAAUUAUUCAAAGACCAUGUUAGUGAUGAUAAAAAAUCAAUGUCUUCAGAGCUAUCUGGUGAUGAUGAUAAUUAUUCAAAUAGUGGUCUCAACGAGAGAGAAGAAGCAAGAAUAAGCAAGCUGAGAUUGUAUAAUAUGGAAAAUAUUGGUGAUGAAAGAGCUUGGUUACAAGAUGUAUUGUUAAGUGAUUCAUCAGAUAGUCAGUCUGGUACAGACAAUGAUGAGCCAAUAACUGAAGAAGAUUUUCAAGAUAUGUUAAAAUUUCAUAUACUUAGAAAAAAAUAUCAGGGUAAAUUUUAUCAAAAACCAGACAAUAUACAGUAUCAAUAUUACAGCUCUGGAUUAUUGUCAAAUAUUGAUAGAUUUCCAGAUCAUCAAAAGCUAAUUGUUGGCAAUAAAAAAAAGAAAGAUAAAAAAAUAGUUAAAAUAAAAAAAGAAAAAAUAAUAAAACCUCGUAAACCACCAAAUAAAAAUAAAGAUAAAGAUAAAGGCAAUGAUGGUGAUGAUGAUGAUGAUAAUGAUGAUAAUAAUGGUGAUGGUUAUGAUUAUGGUGAUGGUUGUGGUAAUGAUAAUUUAAAUAAAAAUGAAUGGAAUAAAAUAAUUCCAAAAGAAGAAGAAUUUGAUGAUAGUGAAUUGGAUAUUAUGAUGAAAAAUCAAUCACGUGCAAGAGGUAAAAAAAAACAUACAACAAAAAGUCCAGAAAUGAUGGCAUUAAGAAGACGUAAAAUAUGGAUUAUGAUGUCAAAAAAAGAACUUGGUAAAAUACAAAGAUCUAAAACAAAUAAUCAUAAAGAAAUGCUAAUAAGUUGUAAAAAAGUUGCUCAAAAUUGUAUGAAAUAUUGGCGUCAAAAAGCAAUGCAUUCACAAAAAAAUAUGAAAGAAACAGUAUGGCGUGCUAAAAGAUUAACACGUGAAAUGCAAACAUAUUGGAAACGUUAUGAUCGUGUUGAACGUGAAACACGUAGACGUCUUGAAAAAGAAGCUGAAGAACAACGUAAAAUGGAUGUUGAAUUAAUUGAAGUUAAACGUCAACAAAGAAAAUUAAAUUUUUUAAUAACACAAACUGAACUUUAUGCACAUUUUAUGUCAAAAAAAUUAGGUAAAUCAUCACCAGAAGAACAAUUACGAAUACUAAGUCAACUUGAUGAAGAAAAAAUACCACGUUUAGCUGACAUUGAUGAUUAUGAUAGUGAAAUAAUGAAACAAAAAGCUAAAAAAAAUGCAAUUGAAGCAUUUGAUCAUGAUAGAUCAAGAACAAGACAAUUUGAUACUUCAGCAUCAGCAGCAACAUCAUCAGCAAAUAAAGAACUUUGUUUAAAUAAUACACCAGAUAAUCUUGAACAUCCACAACCAUCAAUAUUCAUGGGUAAUUUAAAAGGUUAUCAAUUAAAAGGAAUGAAUUGGUUGGCAAAUUUAUAUGACCAAGGUAUAAGUGGUAUUCUUGCUGAUGAAAUGGGUCUUGGUAAAACAGUACAAUCAAUAGCAUUUUUAUGUCAUGUUGCUGAACGUUAUUCUGUUUGGGGACCAUUUUUAAUAAUAUCACCAGCAUCAACACUUCAUAAUUGGCAACAAGAAAUGGCUAGAUUUGUACCACCAUUUAAAGUUGUACCAUAUUGGGGUAAUCCACAAGAACGUAAAAUAUUACGUCAAUUUUGGGAUACAAAAGAUUUACAUACAAAAGAUGCAUCAUUUCAUGUUGUUAUAACAAGUUAUCAACUUGUUAUAACUGAUUAUAAAUAUUUUAAUAGAAUUAAAUGGCAAUAUAUGAUAUUAGAUGAAGCACAAGCAAUUAAAAGUACAAGUAGCAUGAGAUGGAAACUUUUAUUAGGUUUUAGUUGUCGUAAUCGUUUAUUAUUAAGUGGUACACCAAUACAAAAUAGUAUGGCUGAAUUAUGGGCAUUAUUACAUUUUAUAAUGCCAACAUUAUUUGAUUCACAUGAUGAAUUUAAUGAAUGGUUUUCAAAAGACAUUGAAAGUCAUGCUGAAAAUAAAACUGGUAUUGAUGAAAAACAUUUAUCAAGAUUACACAUGAUAUUAAAACCAUUUAUGUUAAGAAGAAUUAAAAAAGAUGUUGAAAAUGAAUUAUCAGAUAAAAUUGAAAUAAUGGUUUAUUGUCCAUUAACUAGAAGACAAAAAUUAUUAUAUUCAGCAUUAAAACAAAAAAUAAGAAUUGAAGAUUUAUUACAUUAUACUGUUGGUGGUGGUGGUAGUAGUAAUGGUGGUAAUGAUUCAACAAUGAAUGAUAAAAAUUUUACCUCAAAUUUAAUGAAUCUAGUCAUGCAAUUUAGAAAAGUAUGUAAUCAUCCAGAAUUAUUUGAACGACGUGAUGCUAAAUCACCAUAUUUUAUGAUUACUAAAAAUUAUAAUAUGCCAUCACUUUUAUAUAAUGAUGGUAUUAUUGAUCAUUCAAUACCAUCAAAAAAACAUUUAUUAUAUAAUAAAUUAAGUAUAUUUACAACACAACAUAUUCAUCAUUCAUUAUUUAAUAAUAAUAAUAAUAAUAAUAAUGAUAAUAAUAUUUUUUCAUUUUCUCGUCUUAUUGGAUUAUCACCAAGUGAAUUAAAUUAUUUACAUGUUUCUGGUAUAUUAUAUAUUAUUUGUCAUGCAACAAUAUUUAAACGUAAAAUUAUAAAAAAACGUUAUUGGGAUGAUUGGUGGAUUGAUGAAGAUAUACAAUUGCCAAAUAAUAUGAUGCUAAUUGUUGAUGCUAAAAAUAAUAAUUUAUUAGAAAAUAAUAUUGAUUUAAUUUUUACAAAAAGAAUUUUUUGUGGUGAGCCUGUUUAUACACAUACUGAUCAUGUUAUUCAUACAAUGCCUGAAACAAUGACACAUAGAAUACUAAGAAGUAGUAAAAUUGCUGGUAAUAUACCAAUUAAAUUAACAAGAGGACAAGUUACUGAUAUUAAUGCUGAUAUUGAUGAUGAUAUUAAAUUAAUAUUAUUACCUGAACAUCAGCAUCGUUCUAGACCAAGUGAAAUUAGAAGUUGUCAAGUUACAUCAAUGCCUUCAUUUAUUUGUGAUAAUUAUCCCAAGAUUCAAGCAUCUCCAAGAAAAUUGUAUGUCAGUGAUAGCAGUGCAGCUUGUGCCUGGAAAAGACAUGAAGAAUGUGGUGGACCAUUUGGUAAAAAAAUUAUUAAACUUGGAUGUGAAUAUGCAUUAUUAUCAACACCUGAUUUUGAGCCAUCAAUUGCUGUUGAUAAUUUACGAAGUGCAACAAUGUUUUCACAUGAAACAGUUGGUGGUUUAUCAGCAUGUACACCUGUUAAUGGCUGGUCAAAUAUUAUUGUUCCAGAUAAACAAACUCUUGUUACUGAUGCAGGAAAAUUAUCAGUUUUAGAUAAUUUAUUAAAACGUUUAAAGGAACAAGGUCAUCGAGUUUUAAUUUAUUCUCAAAUGACUAAAAUGAUUGAUUUACUUGAGGAGUACAUGUAUCACCGGAAACACACUUUUAUGCGCCUCGAUGGUUCAUCAAAAAUCUCCGAUCGUCGGGAUAUGGUUGCAGAUUUUCAAAAGCGAGCGGAUAUAUUUGUCUUUCUUUUGAGUACAAGAGCUGGUGGUUUGGGAAUAAAUUUGACUGCUGCUGAUACUGUAAUUUUUUAUGACAGUGAUUGGAAUCCAACAGUGGAUCAACAAGCUAUGGACAGAGCACAUAGAUUAGGUCAAACUAAACAGGUGACUGUUUAUCGUUUAAUUUGCAAAGGUACUAUUGAAGAAAGAAUAUUACAAAGGGCACGUGAAAAAAGUGAGAUUCAAAGAAUGGUAAUAAGUGGUGGUAAUUUUAAACCAGACACAUUGAAACCAAAAGAAGUUGUGUCAUUACUUCUAGAUGAUGAAGAAAUUGAAGCAAAAUACAGUCAACGAAGCGAAGAAAGAAAGCAAGACACAACUCUGGAGGAUGUAACUCACAUUGAUUGUACUACAAUUCCUCAACAUCACAAGGAAAAGGACCGGAAAAGGAAGUUAACCGUACAUCCGGUCAAGAUUAAUAAUAAUAAAAGACCAUGUACAGAGGAUAUUAUUAAAAUUGAAAAUCAAAAUGAUCUAUUGACAAUUCAAUCAGACAAUGAAUUUCAAAAUACAUCAUCACAAUUAUUAUUAAAUGAAGAAAUAAUAAUUGAUAAUGAUGAUAUUAUACUUGAUGAUAAUUUAAUAUUAAAAUCAGAAGAUGAAACAAGUAAUGAAGGACUUGUUGUUGAUGUUGAUGGACCAAUUGGUAUUAAUAUUAAUCAACAAAAUCGUCAAUCAACAAGUGUUAAUGAUAGAUCAAAAGUAACAAAACUUGGUCAUCAUUUUAGUUUUGGUGUUGGUAGUGGUGUACGUAUACGACCAACAAUACGUGGUACCAGUAAACGUGGUAGACCUCGUGGAUCACGUCGUGGUGGACAAGUUAGUGGUAAAGGACGAGGUGGAUUUUUACCUGGUCAAAUUGGUACAACACCACAAUCACCUGGUGGUUCGUGUCAUUCACCUCCUUCUUCAUCUUCAUCGACUGAUCAGAUUGCUCAGCAAGGUUUACAAGGAAUAGUAGGUCUUGAAGGUGAUUGUUUAAGUACAGUAAAUACAAGUAAUACAAGUGGUCAAAUAACACCUGUACGUUGUACAACAACUGGAGUACGUCGUGGUCCAGGUAGACCAAGAUUACGUCCAGCUGGUCCUGGUAAUCAAGGACAACGUACACCAACAAAUAAUUAUAAUAAACGUGUACAAAAAUCAUUACCAGUACCACUUAGAUCAAAUCAAUUAUCAAAUCCAACAUCAAAUACAUUAUCACCAAAUCCAAGUUCAAUAAAUAUAUCACCAGUAUUAUUAACAAAUGUACAAAAACAAUCAACAUCUGUUAGUAAUUUGGAUUUACGACCAUUUGGUUUUUAUACUCAACAACAACAGCAACAACAACAACAACAAUUACAACAAGUGCCGAAACAAGAUGACAAGUUUAUUAAUCCAAAGUAAUAUUUAAAAAAUUAACAAAUUAAUUUAAGAUUAUAAAUAAGUGUUUAUAUUUAAUUUUAAAAAAAACAAAAAUAACUAAUUGUGCUAGUGGUAAAUUUAUACACAAUAAAAUUGUAAUAGUUAUUAUUAAUUUAAUGUUAUUGACAUAAUAUGGAGUUUGAAUAAUCAAAAGGGAUAUUUAUUUAUUUUCAUUAUAUUAUUAUUUUUUUUUUUUUUAUUAAAUCCCUUUUAAUUAUUCUAUUAUUGACGCUAAUAAUUCACAUUUUUUGUUUGUUUUUUUUUUCAUAAUUUUUUUAAACUAAACAUAAAAAAAAAAUAAUCUAGUUUUAGAUAUAUUUAUUGAGAUGAAUAAAUUGAUGAUUAUAAUAUUAUUU
Aphidius gifuensis is the source of this 5498-nucleotide messenger RNA. Its product is annotated as chromatin-remodeling ATPase INO80-like. Bases 61 to 5124 code for a protein of 1687 amino acids. Gene Ontology annotation, cellular component: Ino80 complex. Gene Ontology annotation, molecular function: DNA binding; ATP-dependent chromatin remodeler activity; ATP hydrolysis activity. The record is from RefSeq and is a predicted model, not a curated record. Gene Ontology annotation, biological process: DNA repair. NCBI's taxonomy places the organism in Eukaryota, Metazoa, Arthropoda, Insecta, Hymenoptera, Braconidae. The transcript is spliced from 13 exons.